Molecule: messenger RNA, 1358 nt
Organism: Dioscorea cayenensis subsp. rotundata (Guinea yam)
Lineage: Eukaryota; Viridiplantae; Streptophyta; Magnoliopsida; Dioscoreales; Dioscoreaceae
Product: tropinone reductase homolog At2g29290-like
Exons: 4
Coding region: 301-1095 (264 amino acids)
Molecular function (GO): oxidoreductase activity
Source: RefSeq, a predicted model, not a curated record
GGAUCUCACUCUAGGUGCUUGAUGACUCAAUCCUUGCUUAAGGCCCUAAUACUUACCCUUAUUUGUACUAGCAUGAGGCGGUUAAAUGGAGAAUCUAGAAAUAUGUCGGUGAAGCUUUGUAUGUCAGUGCGGUGUACGACAAUGUUGGUUGGUAGGUGCUCACUUAGCUUGGAGAAGCUUUAAAGACGUUGCUGACUCUCUCAUCAAUUUGCUUUAGUACAAUAUAUAUAUUUAUAUGUGCAUCUAUGGAGGAAUCCAGCAUCCAACAACAACUGGGGUAUCAACACUGCACAGGAGGAGAUGGAAGAUAAAAUCGGCAAAUGGUCUCUGAAGGGGAUGACAGCACUUGUCACCGGAGGAACCAAAGGAAUAGGAAAGGCAGUGGUUGAGGAAUUGGCAACGUUGGGAGCAGUAGUACACACUUGCUCAUUCAAUGAAGCAGAGUUGAAUGCAAGCUUGCAACUCUGGGCCGGCAAAGGUCUCCAAGUCACUGGCUCCGUCUGUGACGUUUCUUCACGCCCUCAGCGCCAGCAGCUCAUCACCCAAGUCUCUUCCAUCUUUGGAGGAAAGCUUAACAUCUUGAUAAAUAAUGCUGGGACAACCAUAGUAAAACCAACAGUGGAGUAUACUGAGGAGGAGACAUCUUUGAUGUGGGCCACAAACUUUGAGUCUGCUUUCCAUUUGUGCCAACUGUCUCACCCCCUCCUUAAAGCUUCUGGGUCUGCAAGCAUAGUGUUCAUCUCGUCUGUUGCCGGGGUGGUUGCCGUUCCUUUUGGGUCCCCUUAUGCAUCAACAAAAGGAGCAAUGAAUCAGUUGACAAAGAACUUAUCCUGCGAAUGGGGAAAGGACAACAUACGGGCAAAUAGUGUCACUCCUUGGCUUACUAGAACUCCUCUAGCUGAAAGUGUGUUUGAUUUUGAUAAUUCUGAAUUGAUGGAGAAGCUUAGUGAACGGACACCAAUUGGACGUGCUGCAGAAGCUUCUGAGGUGUCACCUCUGGUUGCCUUCUUGUGUCUCCCUGUAGCUUCCUACAUCACUGGCCAAACUAUAUCUGUUGAUGGUGGAUUAACAGUUAAUGGCUUUUUCACUUCCUGAUUGGGUGAGGAUGAAAUAUUUGGUCAUAAAUCAACACCCGUUAAGUUGAUGGAACUGUCUUCCUUAAUUCCUCCUAGGUAUUCACCUCUGUUCCUUAUGUUGUCAGUUGUUCGGAACUUUCGAGGGUCACCUUCUCGUCGGCGGCGGCGAGGGCGGCGGUGAUAGUUACCAACUAUUUGACUUUAAAAGACAAAUAUAAGGGCAUAGAUAAAAAUAUAAAAGUCCCAUGGCCGGAAAUUGAGAUAGUUACCAACUAUUUGACU